CUACAGUGAGUGGAAAUGUCAUAGUGAAUACAGUUGCUGGAGUCCCUGCUGCUACCUUUCAGCCCAUCAAUAAACGUCUGGCUUCACCAGUUAUACCUGGGACGUUGACUCCCGUUUCCGGAAGGUUCUGUAGCGCUGUGCGAGGGCUGGGAACGGUGAGGCAGAAGGGCUGUGUUCCUUUUCAGACCUCGGGAGGCACGGCGGCCGCACAGGUGGUGCACACCCAGCAGCGAGCCGCUGCCGCGCCUGCCGCCUCCACGGAGCUGGUGACCAUCGCCUCCACCCAGGGCGUCCGGGCUGUCACCUCCGUCACCGCCUCCGCCGUGGUCACCACCAACCUAACGCCCGUGCAGAGCCAGACGAGAUCUUUGGUGACUCAGGUCACACCAGCUACACCGACAGUACAACUGUCCGGCAAAACAAUCACCCCUGCUCACUUCCAGCUUCUGAGGCAGCAGCAGCAGCAGGCUGCUCAGGUGCAGGUCCCACAGAUUCAGGCUCAGGCACAAGCCCAGUCUCCAGCUCAAAUAAAAACCGUAGGGAAAUUGUCACAGGAGCAGCUGAUCAAGUUGCAGAAGCAGAAGCUGCAGCUUCCCCAGCAGCAGGCAGCGCAGCAGACGCAGCAGGGGGCACAGCAGCAAACGGCACAAGUACAAGUGCAGCAGCAACAGCAGACUCAACAGCUCACUGCUGUUACAGCACCUCGUCCUGGCGCAGUGCUCACAGGCACUGCUGUGACAAACCUGCAAGUUGCUCGUCUUACUCGUGUUCCUGCUUCCCAGCUUCAAGCGCAAGGACAGAUCCAGGCCCAAACUCCACAAGCAGCUCAGGUUGCUCUGGCAAAGCCUCCCGUGGUGUCUGUUCCAGCUGCUGUUGUGUCCUCUGCAGGAGUCACCACACUCCCCGUUACUGUCGCAGGCAUUAGUGUUGCCAUUGGGCAGCCACAGAAAGCAGCAGGAGGCCAGACGGUAGUUGCACAGCCACUGCAUGUCCAGCAGCUUCUAAAACUCAAGCAUCACCAAGCAGCACAGCAACAGAAGGCUAUCCAGCCUCAGGUUGCACAGGGCCAGGCUACAGUGCAGCAAAAGAUAAAUGCUCAACAGGUUACAGUCCAAACCCAACAGCAGACGUCACAGCAACAAAAAGUAACUUAUACUACACAACCUGCCAUUAAAACACAGUUCUUAACAACUCCAAUUUCCCAAACCCAGAAACCAGGUGGAACCCAGCAAGUUCAGGCCCAGAUUCAGGUUGCAAAGCUUCCGCAAGUGGUCCAGCAACAGGCUACUGUUGCCAACAUUCAACAGAUGGUUUCAGUGUCCCAACAGGUACAAGCUCAACCCCAAACUGUGACACUUUCUCAGACGACAGCAGGUCAACAGCAGGUUCAGGUGAUACCUGCAACAACUGCCACUGCUCAGGUCGUCCAGCAGAAGCUGAUACAGCAGCAAGUCGUGACCACAGCAUCUCCCCAGAUUCAGGCUCCAGGUGUACAGAACCCAGCCCAGACACCAGCAACGCCCGAAGCCCAGAAUCAGCAAGCAAAAGUGCAGAUGAGGACACCUACUGUCAGGUUAAAGGCACCUACUAAACCAAGCUGA
Messenger RNA from Merops nubicus (carmine bee-eater), 1601 nucleotides. Its product is annotated as E1A-binding protein p400-like. The transcript has 9 exons. The record is from RefSeq and is a predicted model, not a curated record. NCBI's taxonomy places the organism in Eukaryota, Metazoa, Chordata, Aves, Coraciiformes, Meropidae. The annotation marks the transcript as partial.